Sitodiplosis mosellana (orange wheat blossom midge) is the source of this 1940-nucleotide messenger RNA. Its product is annotated as xaa-Pro aminopeptidase 3-like. The transcript is spliced from 6 exons. Gene Ontology annotation, cellular component: mitochondrion. The record is from RefSeq and is a predicted model, not a curated record. Lineage: Eukaryota; Metazoa; Arthropoda; Insecta; Diptera; Cecidomyiidae. Gene Ontology annotation, molecular function: manganese ion binding; metalloaminopeptidase activity. The coding region runs from base 289 to 1845 and encodes 518 amino acids.
CGACUUUGACAGUUGUUCAUUCAUUUCCCACAUAAAUAGUACCCAUUCGAUAUUCGUAUUUGAUUUUUUGGUUUUGGCUAGAAAAAAAAUUGGAUUUCCAAAAGAUUGCCAUUCGAAUCGUAGUUUGUAUGUGAUAAAAAAUAUCGCAGAGAAAUUUUGCUUUGUCACAUGAGAAUCAAACGACUUCCAGUCAGAUAGAAGUGAAAAAAGAAAAUACCGGAACGGUAAUCACUGACGUACGGUCAGUUCAAUUUUGUUCAAUAGUAAUCGUGAUAGUUUUAACUGAAAAUGUUGUUGAAAACGCUUGCACGGUCGAAAUUAUACAGCUGUGGAAGAACACUGACAAAUGUCAAGCCGUUGGAUUAUGUAAAAUGCAUAAGAUUAAGAAACUUUUCAACAUCAUUGUCGCGCUCGGAAAAAUUGUACACCGAACAUCUGGAGAGUUUACACCGUGACGGCGUGCGAUUUGGGCAGCCGACACAAUUUAGUCAUCCACAUAUUCUGAAAACAGAUGAACUGGCCAUCGGAUUACUGCCGAGUGAGUUUGCUGAUAGAAGGAAUAGGCUGAUGCAGAAAAUCAAGGAGCAUUGUGUUAAAUAUGGCAAACCAAGCCGAAAUAUUGUGAUUAUACCCGCUGCCAUGAAAAAGUAUAUGACUGGCAAAAUUCCGUAUUUUUUUCGGCAAAACUCGGAUUUCUUCUACCUGACUGGUUGCCUAGAGCCUGAAAGUAUACUGGUGCUGUGGAUGGAAGAUGAAGGCCAAUCAAAAUCGGCACUAUUUAUGCGACCGAAAAAUAAACACGAAGAACUUUGGGAUGGACCACGAACGGGCGUAGAUCAUUCAGUAACUUUCUUUGGUGUUGACGAGGCACAUCCAUUGGCAGAUGUAGCUAAAUUUGUUGAAAAAUACGUGUCCAAAUCGAAGUCAGUCAACGUUUGGUACGAAAAUAAUGAUGAAAUCCAGCCAAAACUCUACUCAAAUCUGCGACCAAUAUUGUCAACCACGACAUUGUUUCAGUCUCCUCUUGAAUUUUUACAUGAACUCAGACUUAUUAAAUCACCCGCUGAAGCGAAUCUGAUGCGGAAAACCUGUGAAAUUGCCUCGAAAGCAGUUAAUUUGACGAUGCAACAGUCUAAAGCGGGUGAUUCAGAACAUCAUAUUCAUGCACGCGUCGAUUAUCACUGCCGAAUGAACGAUGCACAAUUUUUGGCAUAUCCACCAGUGGUGGCUGCAGGGAAUAAUGCCAAUGUCAUUCACUAUAUAAACAACACACAAGUUGCAAAGGAUGGUGAACUUGUUUUGAUGGACGCAGGUUGUGAAUAUGGUGGAUACAGCAGUGAUAUUACACGAACUUGGCCCGUUAGUGGUAAGUUUACGCCAGCCCAAGAAGUACUAUAUGAAGUGGUACAUGAAGUGCAAAAGGAGUUACUGAAUGUGGUGUCAACGGUUGAAAAUGUGACAUUGGAUCAACUGUUUGAUUUGAUGUGCUUCCGCUUGGGAAAGUAUUUACAAGAAAUUUGUGUCAUCAAUAAGUCGUUGAAUGAGCUCGAUUCAGCGAGAAGGGCUGGCUAUAAAUUCUGUCCACAUCAUGUGUCGCACUACUUGGGAAUGGACAUUCAUGACACGCCUCUGAUUCAACGUAGUCGUGUACUCACACCAGGAAUGGUAUUUACUGUUGAGCCAGGUUUAUAUAUCCCAGCCAAUAGUUCGGAAGUUCCACAAGAAUUCCGUGGCAUUGGUAUUCGAAUCGAAGACGAUGUUCUUUAUACAAAGGACGGUGCCGAAGUGUUGACAAAAAAUUGCAUCAAAGAAGUAUCCGAGCUGAAAAAAUUAAUUUCAAAUUGAAUCUAAAAAUAAUAAUGUAUGUGAUGUGUGUUGGUUUUACGUGUGGCAUGGUCUAAGAACAAAUGUUUUUAAAUAAAAUUCGAAAUGAAAAUCAA